This is a messenger RNA of Alnus glutinosa, 838 nucleotides long. Its product is annotated as constitutive photomorphogenesis protein 10. The transcript is spliced from 4 exons. Gene Ontology annotation, molecular function: ubiquitin conjugating enzyme activity. Gene Ontology annotation, cellular component: nucleus. The record is from RefSeq and is a predicted model, not a curated record. Gene Ontology annotation, biological process: protein polyubiquitination. The coding region runs from base 103 to 594 and encodes 163 amino acids. Lineage: Eukaryota; Viridiplantae; Streptophyta; Magnoliopsida; Fagales; Betulaceae.
UCACCCUUAUCCUCUAUUCCUCCAGGCACAAAACGGUGCGUUUUGACAUUUCUCUCUUUCUAUCGGUUUUCUGAUUGUGUCUCAGAGACAAGCGGGAGCGUGAUGAUGAUGAUAUCAGGAGGAGGAAGACGAGGAAGAUCAUCAUCAGCAUCGGGAAAGAGGAUCCAGAGAGAAAUGGCGGAGCUGAACAUGGACCCACCUCCUGACUGCUCCGCUGGGCCCAAGGGCGACAAUCUCUACCACUGGGUCGCUACCAUCGUCGGCCCCCAAGGAACACCAUACGAAGGUGGUAUAUAUUUCCUAGACAUAACAUUUCCAAGUGAUUAUCCUUUCAACCCUCCGAAGGUAGUGUUCAAAACUCGAAUCUACCACUGCAAUGUUGAUACUGCUGGUAAUUUGAGUUUAGACAUCUUAAAGGAUAGUUGGAGUCCAGCUCUUACAAUCACUAAGGUGCUACUUGCAAUCAGAUCAUUUUUCACAAAUCCUGACCCCUCAGAUAAUCCGCUUAUCCCUGGCAUUGCUCGAUUGUACUUGGCAGAUAGAGCUAAACACGAUGAACUUGUUGCAGAGUGGACAAGGCGCUUUGCCAAGUGACUCAGGUGAAACCUGAUGAAGUGCCCUUCGAAUGGCAGAUAUGUUUCUAACAUCUUAACUCAUGGAUAGGAAAAAAAAUGUUUGCAAAUUUCACAUGGCAACCUGCUAAAAUAUUAGUCUAAGCUUCUGACGACCCAGAAUGUUUGAUAAUGGCUGAAAGAGACCUACUGAAUGGCAUGCAACAUGAAAUGUGAAAAAACCUUUUUAAGAAUAUAUGUCAUAAUAUAAUGGUUGGUUGGUUGGU